Molecule: messenger RNA, 8217 nt
Organism: Columba livia (rock pigeon)
Lineage: Eukaryota; Metazoa; Chordata; Aves; Columbiformes; Columbidae
Gene: OTOGL
Product: otogelin like
Exons: 59
Coding region: 237-8162 (2641 amino acids)
Biological process (GO): L-arabinose metabolic process
Cellular component (GO): extracellular matrix
Molecular function (GO): protein binding; alpha-L-arabinofuranosidase activity
Source: RefSeq, a predicted model, not a curated record
GACACCCAGCCAGUCGGUUGUCCGCAACGCUUGCAAAGUUCCUGAAGCUGCAUGUAGCUACAAGGCUUCAUGUCUCCUUUCCUUUUCCUUUUCUGCAUUGCAUUAUUUUAAAUAAAGCAUCUGGCUAUCUGACUUUUAAAGGAUUUAUACACACUGUAGAAAUAAAUAGUUGUAAGAUGCCAUCGUAAUCAAAUGCAUUAAUUUGGAUAAAUUUCCUCUUACUAAGUUAUACUGAAAUGAACAUUGUGGGAAAGCUCAAUUUAAUGAUACCGUGGAGUAUAUUCUUGCUUCAUUCACUGCUGUACUCUCUACAAGGAUCUUAUUGCAAGCUUUCUCUUUUGAGAAGAACUUCAAGAAACGGGUUUAAUGCAAGUCGACAGAAAAGAGAUCUUGUAACAGCCGAGAUUCAAGGUGCCUCUCGGUCGCACCUUCAUGGAGCCUUGACACGGAGUCUUCCAAGAGGUCCAUGUCCUCAGGAGUGCCUUAAUGGAGCAGCCUGCACAGAGGCAGGUGAUUGUGACUGUCAGCUGUUUCAGGCUCAAGGAAGCAGGUGCCAAAUUGUACCUAACUCUGGUAAAGACCGAGAUGGGAUUUGCAAAUCAUGGGGACAGUAUCAUUUUGAAACAUUUGAUGGCAUCUACUACUACUUCCCAGGAAACUGCUCCUACAUUUUUGCAAAAGACUGCAGCACUCCAGAACCCCAGUACACUGUUUGGGUUCAUAACAGUCCUCACUGUUAUGGUUCAGUAUAUGAUUGUCAGAGGUACAUCAGCUUAUUUUUUUCAAACCAAGAAGAGAUAACUAUUUCAGGACAUGAAGUAAGAAAAGAAGGAAUCAGGUUAACGUUGCCUCAAACAAUUGGAAAUGCUUUCCUCGAGAGACUGGCUGACUAUAUUCUGGUGAAGACAACCUUUGGUUUUUCUCUUGCUUGGGAUGGAAACUCUGGUAUUUAUAUUAAGCUGACAGAAGAACAUAUGGGGAAACCUUGUGGCCUCUGUGGAAAUUUUAAUGGCAAUAAAUAUGAUGACCUGAUACUGCAAAAUAUAGGUGAAUACACAGAAGACAUUGCUGAAUUUGCAAAUAGCUGGGCUGUGCAAACCUCAGAUGACGUAGCUUGUGUACCUACUGCUUCAGAUUUUUCCAGUCCUUGCUCAGGCGAUGCAGAAUCCACUGAGGACAUAUUCUUCAAGUGCCAAAUCUUCCUACAGUUUCCUUUUCUCAGCUGUCAUGAAAGCAUAGAUCCGUAUUCUUAUAUUUCUAGCUGUAUGAAUGAUCUUUGCAGAGUGGAUGAUGAUGAAACGUACUGCAGGGCGGUGACAGAGUACGCGAGAGCGUGCUCUCAUGCUGGAUCCCCAGUGCGAGACUGGAGGGAUGACUUUCCUGCUUGUACUGAGAAGUGUGAAGACAGCUUCGUACAUCGUGACUGUAUCAGUUGUUGUCCACCAACCUGCACUUUUGAAAAAGAUUGUCUUGGCAGCAAUCUACACUGUUUAGAUGGCUGUUACUGUCCAGAUGGUCUCAUUAUGGAAAAUGGAACUUGUAUCUCUGUGUCGAAUUGUCCUUGUGUUUAUCAUGGAACUGCUUUCCCUGUAGGCUCGAAAAUUGAACAAGAAUGUAGCAACUGUAUUUGUAUUGGUGGCAUUUGGAACUGCACUGAACAUGAUUGCCCAGCUGAGUGCUCCAUCACAGGUAGCUCUCAUUUUACAACAUUUGAUGGACGCCAUUUUACCUUUCUUGGGAUUUGCCAGUACAUUUUGGUAAAAGGUACCGGGAAAAACAAAUUCACAAUCACUUUACAGAAAUCACCUUGUGGACAGAACUUUGACCACGCCUGCAUUGAGUCCAUAACACUAGUUCUUGAAGAUGAUGUGAGCAAACAAGUAACUCUCACAAGAUCUGGUCAAGUCCAAACUGGUCCUAACCAAGUUUUUAACCUUAAUGGAGCUAUUGAAAUUCAGAAUAUAUCUUCUUUAUUUGUUCAACUGAAAACCAGUUUUGGUUUGAAGAUACUGUUUGCUAAAGGUGGAGAGAGGAUCUAUGUUCAAGUUGAUGUUGGCUGGAAGAGAAGAACAUUAGGACUAUGUGGAACGUACAAUGGGAAUUUAAGAGAUGAUUUUCUUUCUCCAGCAGGGAUGAUAGAAGGGACCCCACAACUUCAUGCCAAUGCAUGGAAGGUUUCCUCAGCUUGUUCUGUGCCUAUCAAUAUUCCUGUGGUUGAUCCAUGCAACGUUAAUCAGCAAAAUGUUGGGUAUGCAUCUCACUGUGAUAUCAUCAAUCAAGAAGUUUUUGCUGCCUGUCAUGCCUACAUCAGCCCAGGACUAUACUACCAGCUAUGUCGCUUUGACGCGUGCAAAUGCGGAAGUAGCUGUUUGUGUAAUGCCUUAGCACACUACGCUUAUGUCUGUGGCAAGCACGGGGUCGUCAUCGACUUCAGAUCUCAUAUUUCUUACUGUGCUGUGAUGUGUCACAGUGGUAUGCUUUAUCAUCAGUGUUCUUCUUUUUGUAAACACUCCUGUGCUUCACUUUCUAUGACAAAUGCCUGUGGUGAUGACUGUGCAGAAGGAUGUAAUUGUCCAGAUGGGAAAUAUUUUGAAGAGUCAGUCAACUUUUGUGUAUCGAUAUCUGCCUGUCAUUGUCAUUACAAGGGCAAAGCUCUCCAGCCUGGAGAAAUCCUCCCUACGCCAACAGGCUCCUGUCAGUGUUUGAAUGGAACAGUGAAAUGUAUUGAAGCCACUACAGAAAAUACAGUUCACAUAUGCCCUGAAGGAAAAAUCUACUAUGACUGCAGAUCUCCACUGCCUGGAUUACCAGCAGCGGGUGUGAAUUGCGGGAUCUCUUGCGCAAACCUUGCCAUGAACUUCUCCUGCAUCCCCUCACCACCCUGUGCAAGUGGCUGCAUUUGCCCCCCUGGGAUGGCUGAGCAUAGAGGGAGAUGUUAUAUUCCUGACAGUUGUCCAUGCACCUGGAAAGACAGGGAAUUUCUGUCAGGAGAAGUGAUAGCUACACCAUGUUACACCUGUGUUUGUCGGAGAGGGAUAUUCAAUUGCACUAGUUACCCCUGUCCUGCUGUAUGUACUAUUUACGGAGAUCGACAUUAUUAUACCUUUGACGGACUGGAGUAUGAUUAUGUGAGUGACUGCCAAGCUUACCUGCUAAAGAGCACAGAUAACUCAAAUAUAUCUAUAAUUGCUCAGAACAAAAAGUGCUUUGACAAUGAUAUUGUUUGCUCGAAGAAUGUUUUCAUCACUGUUGGAGACACUGAGAUUUAUUUUAGUGAACCUUCUGAGAAGCAGAAGACCUUAAGGGGACAGAAAAACAAAUCUAACUAUCAGCUUUGGAAGGCUGGAUAUUAUACUGUGAUACACUUUCCAGAACAGGACAUUACAAUUCUGUGGGAUAAGAAGACAAUGAUGCAUGUUAAAGUCGGACCUCGAUGGAAGGGUAAACUGGCAGGAUUGUGUGGAAAUUUUGACAAAUAUACUUCAAAUGAUCUGACUACAUCAAACAACAUGGAGGUGAGAAAUGCACAGGUGUUUGGAGACAGCUGGGUAUUAGGGCAGUGCAAGAGCCCAAAUGAAACAUUAAGACCAUGUGAGGUACAUCAGAGCAAGUUCCCUUAUGCCAAAAAGGAAUGCUCAAUUUUAUACAGUGAUGUUUUUGCACCUUGUCGCAAUGUGAUUGAUGUGACCUCUUUUGUCAAAAAUUGUCACACAGAUACAUGCAACUGCAAUCUUGGUGGGGACUGCGAGUGUUUGUGUACCAGUAUUGCAGCUUAUGCCCACAAGUGCUGCCAGCAAGGAGCAGCAAUUCACUGGCGAUCUACUUCGCUCUGUGCUUAUGACUGUGAAUACUACAAUCAAGGUCUUGGUGAAGGACCCUACAUUUUGGCAAGUUAUGGAAUGAAUGACACAAUUAUAGGGGCUAACAUAUCCAGUAGAAGGAUAUUUCCCCUGCCUAGAACUAGAACAUAUGGAAAUGUAUAUUUCAGUUUCAUGAUAACUCCAGGUCUUUUCAAAGAUAAAGAUUCAUUUCUCUCUCUUGUUUCCCUUGAGUCUGCUGAAAGGCCAAACUACUUUCUGUAUGUACACGACAACGAAACCAUUGGGUUGGAACAGUGGCAGGCAAGUGCCUCCUUUUGGAGACGAGCCACCUUUUUCCACCACCAUGGCCUCUGGAGUCCCGGGCUCAGCGCCUUUGAACUGCACAGUAAAAAAGGCUUUUUCAUCAUUCUCACCUCAUCUGGUGUUAAAGUGGCAAAGUAUGAUGAUUCAGAAGAAUUCAAACAUUUGAGUAGCUUUAAUAUUGAAGAACUCGAUGCAUCUGUGCCUUAUAGAAGGAUGUGUGAAUGGCGAUAUGAAUCUUGUGCUAAUCCUUGUGUUAAAACAUGUAAUGAUCCUGAAGGAAUAGCAUGUAAAUUCCUUCCCCCGGUUGAAGGAUGCUUGCCAUACUGCCCCAAAAACAUGAUCCUUGAUGAAGUCACACUUAAAUGUGUUUAUCCAGAAGACUGCAUACCUGUGACACCUACAGAAUCAGCAAUUGGAACAAAACCUUCAUUGUUAAUCUCUCACAUGAGUGCUACCACAGAGAGAUUUCCUCACAUACCUCCUUUAUUUGUUACUUCAGGGACUGAUUCAACUCAUGUUGGUGUGACAGACAAAAAAACCAUGGAGGCAAACACAACUUUAACGGGAAUGAAUAUGUCAGCACAGUCCAUUACAGACUUUUAUUCACUGGAAGCAUCACAUGCAGCCACCUACUCAACCUUUUCAUUACCAAGAAACCAGAGUUCUUCGGUAAGUUCUUCAGAAGAAGAUGGAACAAUAUCAGCCGCAUCAGUUGGAAUCAUCACUCAAUUCACUACACCAAUGAUCACGAACACAACAGUGGAUGCUACAUCCUUAAAAGCACCUUACAUUUUUGCAAAAAUACCACCUAGCUCUUCAGCCAGUUUAUUAGUUUCUUCUGGCACUACUGUAGCCCCUAGGAAUACUACAAAAACCUCUGAUGCUUUUCUUGCCAGUUUGGAGUUUUAUACAGCUUCAGCCUCAGUUACUACCACCAUAGAAACACCCAUGCAUGUGUCACACAAAUCUUUAUUUACACCUGCAGUGACUCAAGCUUCACAGAGCACUAAAGAAACCCAAAAAACUAUGACCAUGAAAACAACUGGUACUACAAAUCCAUUAUCAGAGAUGAAGAGUACCUCAUUUACAGCUUCAGAAGUCAAAUAUGCAACUUCAUUUGAAAGAACUGUGGGUAUUUUAGAAAGUGGUCAGACUUCACAUGAGCAAAGAAAUGUUAGCAAGAUAAAGUCAACCACAACUGAGAAAUCCUCCCUGCCUUAUCUGACAGUAUCUGCAGUUCAGAGUUCACCUUUUUCAAGAAAUACAACCUCAGUGAAAAAUCUCUCUCUUUCUGGAGUUCUGGAUGUAACAUCUUCUGAAUGUGUGCCAAGAUACCUUGAACCUGUUGACAAAUGUAGCCAGUAUGUAUGUGUUAAUAUGGGUUGGAUGUUAUACAACCUUUCAAGGAACUGCCCGAAGAAUGUGCAGAAGCCAGACUGUGGCUUUCGAGGAAUGCCAGUUCAAGUUAACACCGAUAGUUGUUGCCCAGAAUGGAAAUGUCCCUGUCAGUGUUCUGUAUUGUCAGAACUGAGUAUUAUUACAUUUGAUGGAAACAACAUCGCCCUUUGCAAUAUGGCUUCCUACAUUUUAGUCAAGUUACCAGGAGAAAUUAUUGUUGCUCAUAUUGAAAAAUGUCCUGCUAAUCAGAGUGCAAAUUCAAUAAGAAAACUAGUGCCCCCUGCAAGCACUUCAGGGCUCUGCUUUAAGAAACUAAAUGUAACAACACGCACACAUAAAUUACUUAUCAAUCGUUUAGCAAGAAGGGUAGCAGUGGAUUCUGUAUUUCAAUCAUUACCAUUUUCAAAAGAAGGACUGAGUAUUCAGGAUACUGGUGCAAUGUAUGUCAUUGAUACCCCAGCUGGUAUUAGCAUCAAGUGGGCUCAUGUUACAGGCAUCAUAGAUAUUCAGUAUGGAUUAUACUCUAACACAACGAUGAAGACAGAAGGACUUUGUGGGGUGUGUAAUGGAGACCCUACUGAUGACCUAAAAAUACAAAACAGGACCAUAAUUACAAGUAUGGAGGAAAUUGAAGUGUUCAUUAAGAGUUGGGAAAUUGAGAAAUCACUUGAUGUGACAACCAGGAGACCAGCGAGAAACUGUACUGAAGAUAACUGUACAUACUGUAUGGAACUGUUAAACAGAAGCGUUUUCAUCCCUUGUCACAAGAAAGUUUCACCACAGGAGUUUUGUGAGAAGAUGUGGAUCAACAGUACUUAUUUUUGGAAUUAUGAGUGUGAUGCACUUUCUGCAUAUGUGGCUUUAUGCAACAAGCACAACAUCUGCAUUAAAUGGAGGACAUCUGAUUACUGCUCAUUGAGUUGUCCUGAGGGGAAGGAAUACCAGCCUUGUGUGCAACCCUGUGAAGCCAAGACAUGCUUGAAUAAGUGGUUCUAUGAAGAUUCUCACUGUUCUUACUUAAGGGAAGACUGUGUGUGUAAAAAUGGCACUAUUCUGCAUAGAACAGACUCUGGCCUCUGUAUACCAGAAGAAAAAUGUACAUGUACAGAUAACAAAGGACAACCCCGCUCUGCUGGGGAGAUCUGGAAUGGGUCCAUGAGAGGCUGUUGCAUGUACAACUGUUUAGAAAAUGGAAGCAUUGUUGCUGUAGAACCUGAAUGCCAUGAAGAUCCACCACCAGUCUGUGAAAGAGAAGGGGAAGUUAUCGUCCAUAUCAUCGAAGAGAGAGCUUGUUGUCCAAAGAAAGUUUGUGAAUGUAACAUGUCCUUGUGUGAUGCCAUUAUUCCAACAUGCAAACCAAAUGAAAAAUUAGUGGUAGGCUACCACCCUCUCUCCUGCUGUCCAGAGUACCGUUGUGAAUGUGAUCCUUCAGUUUGUUUCAAUGCUUCCCAGCUGGACUGCAGAGAAGAUCAAUUUAUUGUUGAAGCAAAACAGGAAGAUCCUUGUUGUUUCUCUUAUCUCUGUGUUUGUGAAUCCUGUAUUGAGCCAGUUCCAUUGUGUAAUGAAGGGGAAAUUCUCACUGUAGACCUUCAUACCAUACAUUACUGUUGUCCUCAUUACUACUGUGUUUGCGAAGAAAAUCUUUGUUCUGAGCCUCCUAUGAAUUGCACAGAUGAAAAGACACUUGUGAAGGAAAAAAUACCUGGGCAGUGUUGUCCAGAAUGGCACUGUGAAUGUAGCUGUGAAAACACUACUAUGCUGACCUGUAAAUUGGGAGAAGUUAAAAGAAUAGACAGUAGUGUUUCCAGUGCUUGUGGAUGCACUCACUACAUUUGUGAGAAGGAUGAUGUGUGCAUCUUCCAAGAUGUCACAGUACUGAAUCCUGGACAGUCAGUGAUUCAGUACUUGGAUGGAGACCUUUGUUACACAGUACAGUGUUUAAAAGAAAAAGACCAGAACACAGGAUACAAUGCCAUGCAUUUUACAAUGGUGAACUGCUCCCAGCAGUGUGAAGGGCAUCAAAUAUAUAUUCCUUCCUCCAGUCACCAUACUUGUUGUGGUACCUGCCAAAAUGUGUCCUGCCCUUUUCAUACUGAGAAUGGAACACUGAUUGUGUAUGAGGAAGGGAGCACAUGGAGCUCCAACUGCACCAACUACAAGUGUGCAAAGACUGCUGUGGGGGCUGUCAUACUGGCAUCAGGUGUUGUCUGCCCUCCUUUUAAUGACACUGAGUGUACAAAGAACGGAGGAGUUGUGCAGACGUACAAUGAUGGCUGCUGCAAGACCUGUUCUGGAUUGGGUCUAUUGCCCUUUGCCAUUAGUCCAGUAGUGCCUACUGAUAGUAUUAAUUGUGAACCAGGCAAAAAGGAAGAAAGGAUUUGCCAGAAAAUGACAAUCAGGACAACCAUAAGAAAACAUGACUGUAUAAGUCAAAGCCCGAUAAAUGUGGCGUCUUGUGAUGGAAAAUGCCCAUCUGCAACAAUUUUCAAUGUCAAUAUUGAUAGCCAUUUAAGAUUCUGUAAAUGUUGUCGAGAAACUGGAACACGUAACCUGACUGUACCAUUACGCUGCUCAGGAAAUGGCACUGAAAUUAUGUACGUCAUUCAAGAGCCUAUAGACUGCUCAUGCCAAUGGAACUGAACAUUACUGUGGACACGAUUUAAUCUGAAGCAUUAAAAUGAGUUUCCUUUCAUCA